AAUGGAGAAUCUCUUCAACUAUUUUCAAAUUAAACUACACAAACAUCAUACUACUAUACUAUCAUGUCGUAUCCAUGCCUACAUUUGUUCUUUAAAUAAAUAUAAUUUCCCUUCUUCGCUGGCUUCUUCUCAUACGGAGAUACCGAUGCUCUUUUACUCCACCAUUUUCCUCUGAUUGUUUUUUUCUUUCUAUUUGCUGCCCAAAACCAUGUAUUUACACGAAAUCACACAAGGGAAGAAGUUCUGGGUCUGAAGUGGAAAUGGUACUAAUAACCUUUACAUGGAGCCAUGGUGGUACUCAAGUUUUUCUCUGCGGUUCCUUUGAUGGAUGGAGUGAGCAGAUGUUGAUGAAUUUGGUGGAGGGUUCGGCUGCUGUUUUUCAGAGGAUUGUUGAUGUUCCACCAGGAUAUCAUAAGUACAAAUUCUUGGUUGAUGGCAUCUGGCAAGUCGACCAGGCCCAGCUUUGUGUUCAGGAUGAGUAUGGUGCAAUCAACAACGUAGUAUUUGUUAAGGAAUCAGUUUCCAUGCCUUCUGCCUUAAUAAGAGAGCAUGGUCAGUCAAAGUUGGUCUCGGGUUUUGCUAGCAACACACAUCUAGAGGCUUCAUCUUCAAGCGUACUACAACUUAGACCAGUCAUGCAGUUGUUAAACAAUGAAAUAGAUGUUUCCCGCCAUCGUCUAUUCAUGUUCUUGUCAACUUCCCAAGCAUAUGAGCUGAUUCCAAAUUCAGGAAAGGUCUUUGUGUUAGAUACUGAAGUGGCUGUGGAACAGGCUUUUCAUAUCAUGUAUGAACAGCGACUUGCAGUGAUGCCUCUUUGGGAUGAGCGGAAUGCGAUGAUUUCAGGAAUGCUUACUUCUUCUGAUUUCAUUUUGAUCUUGUUGAAGCUCCAGGAAAGUCAUCCAAUGCUGACCAACGAUGAGCUUAAAAUGCACACGGUUUCAGCUUGGAAAUACAGAAAAUUCCAAUUACAUGCAGAGGUGUCAGGAGCUGUGAUACCUCCAAACAGAAGAGUACUGCAAGCUGGUCCUGAUGAGUCGCUGAAAGACGUGGCCCUAACAUUAUUACAAAAUAAGAUAUCUGCAGUUCCAGUUUUACAUUCAGCAGAAGACGGGUCAUCUUCACAUUUGUUGCAUACUGCAUGCCUUGCAGGAAUAUUAAAGCAGAUAUGCAGGCAUUUUAGGCACUCUCUAGAGUAUCUACCUAUUCUACUGCAACCAGUGGGUAAUCUUCCAUUUGGCACCUGGACAAGAGAAGUUGGUGGAAGGGCAAGCAGCCGUGUAUUGUUGACAUUACACAGAAGAGACCUCCUUAGUUCUGCUCUUAAAUUUCUAAUAGAAGGUGAGAUAAGCUCAAUACCUAUCACUGAUGAUAAGGGAGCCCUUAUAAAUGUGUACUCUCGGAGUGAUAUAACCUCUUUGGCAAGAAACAAUGUGUAUGCUCGCUUUCGGCUUGACCAGAUGACAAUGACUCAAGUGCUGCAGGUCUUAGAUGAAGCAUCCCGUGAUCGUUGUAGGACAUGCACACGCUUUGAUUCACUGUAUAGGAUAAUGGAGGUCCUUUCAGAUCCAACUGUGCGGCGCGUUGUGGUCAUUGAUCCGAAUAGCCGGCAUGUAGAAGGCAUAAUCACUUUGAGAGAUGUGUUUAAUCUUCUUUUAGGCUGAAAUUUCUCUUGAACUAUUUCGCAGGCGGGAGUAAAGUGUAAACUAGUAUGAUCACUUUGUAAUGGCUGCUCAAUUGGUCAAAGAGAAAAGUUGUCACUAUGACAUUUGGCUGAGUAUGAGAGAUUUUUACAAAUCAUUACCAAUAAAAACACUGUAAAAUUGUAGCACCACAAAUGAAGUUCGAGUAGGUGAGGAAAAAAAAAAAGAGUACAGAAAACCUGGACUAAGAUGUAGCUCAAGAAUUUUCUUAGGUAUAUAACAAUAGUAUAGUUGAACCAGUACAUCAGCGGCUACACUUAAACCCCAAGCAUGUUGGGUUAUGUUAUAUGCAUUUUCACAAUUCAUGUUGCUCCA
Messenger RNA from Solanum dulcamara, 2015 nucleotides. RefSeq names its product sucrose nonfermenting 4-like protein. The record is from RefSeq and is a predicted model, not a curated record. Bases 261 to 1661 code for a protein of 466 amino acids. Lineage: Eukaryota; Viridiplantae; Streptophyta; Magnoliopsida; Solanales; Solanaceae. The transcript has 14 exons.